Chanos chanos (milkfish) is the source of this 927-nucleotide messenger RNA. RefSeq names its product vascular cell adhesion protein 1-like. The record is from RefSeq and is a predicted model, not a curated record. Gene Ontology annotation, molecular function: integrin binding. The transcript has 5 exons. The coding region runs from base 1 to 927 and encodes 308 amino acids. Gene Ontology annotation, biological process: cell adhesion. Lineage: Eukaryota; Metazoa; Chordata; Actinopteri; Gonorynchiformes; Chanidae.
AUGCAUCGUGCUCUGGCGGAGGUGACUAUUCACCGGCGCAUGGGUCUGCUACGGGUGACACGUCUGCUCCAGUACCCAAACCCUCCCUCUAUAGUCUCCUUACCAAGUGAUGUAGAGGACAUUGAACUAGGAGAUGCUGGGAUCACCCUUAAUUGCACAGCCAUAGGAAAUCCUGCACCUGUGUAUCGCUGGAACUCCACACUUUUGCAAGAGAAGACAGACCAACCAACCAUUGCCUCUGCAUCUCUCAGACCAGGGAGUUAUACCUGUUCUGCCUCCAACAAGCUAGGCAGAGUUUGGAAACACUUCAGUGUCAAACCCAAGCCAAGAGAUGUUCAUCCGCUGGAGCUUCAUCCACCCAAGGUUGUGGUGAGAUAUGGGGAUCCUGUGUCAGUGAACUGCAGCACCUCCACUAAACAUAUUGGCUUAGGCUGGGAGGCCACUGUGGGAGCUGUAGACCUGAGGGACGACGUUAAUGUGAUCACCUGGACAGUUCCAGCGCUGACUGACUGGGUCGUAGAGCCAAUAUGCUACGUCAACACCGAUGAUGAACAGCAGACCAAAACUCUUUCAGUCAUUGUCUAUAAGACUCCAGACAGUGUGUCCAUCAGUUAUGUAAAUCACACAGGCCCAGUGAUGGAGAAGACACAGUAUGAGCUCCAGUGUGACAUUAAGAACAUCGUUCCUGUUCAGAAUCUCACAGUAAGGUGGUACAAAGGACAGACUCUAGUGGACAGUCAAACAUUUACUAAUAACUCCAAGACUCCAGUGAGUGUUCCUGCUCCACUCUUGAUCACUCCCAGUAGAGCUGAUGAUGGAGCUCAGUACUGGUGUGAGGCAGAGCUGGACCUGGGAGCAGAAGGACCUCAACCUCCUCCUGUAGAGAUGUCAGAAACUCUUAACAUCACACACACCGUCUACAUCUAA